AUGAGCGACGAGUACGACUUGGUGGCGCCAAGAAGUAAGCGGCUGAAGACCGACGACACCAGCAAUGACAGACGCGUGCUGUACGUCGUCCUCGAGCACUGCUCCCUCGAAUCGGCCAAGAUCGGAAAAGACUACGUGCUCCUCUCCAGCGACAAGCACGCCACAUUCCUUCGCAAGAUGAAGCGCGACCCCGCCGACUACCGCCCGGAUAUCGUCCAUCAAUGUUUGCUCAACCUUCUCGACUCGCCGCUAAAUCGAGCCGGCAAGCUUCAAGUGUUCAUGCACACUGCGCAGAAUGUUUUGAUCGAAGUGAGCCCACAAUGCCGAAUCCCGCGUACAUUUGAUCGGUUUUGCGGCCUAAUGGUCCAACUCCUCCACAAGCUCAGCCUCCGCGCCGCCGACACAUCGCAGAAGCUGUUGAAUGUGAUCAAGAAUCCGGUGUCUAACCAUCUACCCGUCGGCUGCAGAAAGUUGCUGAUGUCCUUCUCGGCAGCCGAGCUGACGAUGCCCAACAAAUUGGUGACGAAAGAGGCUAACGAGCCGAUCGUGGUGGUGAUCGGUGGGAUCGCGAAGGGGAAGAUUCAAACAGACUACACGGAAGGCGAUCUGAAGAUCAGCAACUACCCCCUGUCCGCCGCGCUCACCUGUGCCAAGAUUACGAGCGGCCUCGAAGAACUCUGGGAUAUCAUC
Mesorhabditis spiculigera is the source of this 690-nucleotide messenger RNA. NCBI's taxonomy places the organism in Eukaryota, Metazoa, Nematoda, Chromadorea, Rhabditida, Rhabditidae. The record is from the annotation of a GenBank genome assembly.